Molecule: messenger RNA, 705 nt
Organism: Aureobasidium melanogenum CBS 110374
Lineage: Eukaryota; Fungi; Ascomycota; Dothideomycetes; Dothideales; Saccotheciaceae
Exons: 2
Coding region: 1-705 (234 amino acids)
Source: RefSeq, a predicted model, not a curated record
AUGGCUGUUACGGACAAUGAAGACCAUCCAAUCCUCACAUCUCCCGAGCAAUACAGCACUCGUUUUCAUGACGGCUAUACAUACUCCCAGCGUCUCGAUUAUCUCUCUUCUACUGUGCCUUCUGUACAAACCUCUAGCUUCGCAGCAAAACCAAUAGAAAAUGGGUAUACGGCUGCUUCACCCGACCAUGCAUUGCCACAUAUUGCUACAAAUCCUAAUGUCUGGGACAUUGAUGAUGGUGGGGAUAGAGAGGCGGUGUGCGCCCCUGCUCAGAAGGAGAACCAAAUGGCAACAGAAGCAGCAGAAAAAGAAGAUCAAAAACCUGAACCUGGACAACACCCGCAAUGGGUGGGUAAGCAAUACAUCAUCGGCUUACGCGAUGGUGUUUCUGUCCACAGCCAUCUCGCUUCCUUGCCCAUCAUGCUGCGCGAUCAAAUCGAACAAGUCAUCCCCGAAAUCAAUGGAUAUGCUUUACCUGCACCCUACAAUCCAUCCACUUCUCCUCUCCACCACUCGAUCCUCGCCAGCAUACGCAAAGACCCGUCCGUCGGUUUCGUAGUCCCCAAACCACGAGGAUUUUUUUCCGCAGAAGGAGGGAAGGAGUUGGAAGGAGAGGAAUUGGAAGAGUACAAAGAAGAGAGGAUGUGGUCUACACUGCAAUACUUGGAUCCUGGAGUGCAAGUUACGGAUGAUGGGGCAGAGUAA